AAGUACACCUUGAACAAUGGCAGCGAAGACUCAGGCCUCUUACCUUGUUGCUGCAUUCGACUUUGGGACCACGUACAGCGGUUAUGCGUUUUCCUUUCAAGAUGACCCGCUCAAAGUUCAGACCAACCAGACUUGGUAUUCCGGAGGAACAGGGAAAAUGAUCUCUCUCAAGACGCCGACAAGCGUGCUUCUUAAUCCAGAGGGCGAGUUUGAUUCUUUUGGUUUUGAAGCUGUAGACAACUAUGCGAGUAAAACGGAAGAUGACGAACACGAAGGGUGGCGAUUGUUCCGGCGUUUUAAGAUGGUUUUACACAACAACAAGGCGCUUUCAAGGACGACAACUGUGGAGGAUAUAGAAGGCAACUCACAUCAAGCCCUACCAAUCUUCGCUAUGGCGAUCAAGUUUCUACAAAAGCAUCUCCUACAGGUGGUAGCAAACCAGACUGUUGGUGUAGUAGAAAAGGACAUUUACUACGUCAUCACUGUUCCGGCUAUAUGGGAUGACAAUGCCAAAAAGUUCAUGAGAACGGCUGCCGAAGAGGCUGGUCUCGAUGAAAACCGAAUAACACUUGCUCUCGAACCGGAAGCAGCCUCAAUCUGGUGUGAGACACUCGAUGUUGACACAAAGGCUGCGCUGGCUGGGACCGGAACGCAGUAUAUGGUCAUUGAUUUAGGAGGUGGCACCGCAGAUAUUUCUAUCCAUAAGAAAUCACAGGGCGGCACUCUAAAGGAAAUACAUCAGCCGACCGGUGGACCAUGGGGCGGCACCUAUGUUGACGCAAACUAUCUCAAAUUCUUGGAACACAUUUUUGGAGAGAAAGCUAUAACUGCAUUAAAGACCGAAGAAAUGGCCGACUUCUUUGACGUCAUCAGGGAAUUUGAAACAAAAAAAGUUACGUUUAGCAAACAGACAAAAGGCAAAUUUACGUUUAAAAUAUCUGCAACCACUAGAAAGCUUUGCGAGAAGUUUACAGGACAAAAUCUGGAGCAGAGGAUAUGCAGCCUUGGAUAUGGCGAUUCAGUUAUCGUGAAAGGUGGAGACAAGUUGCGCGUUGAGCCUGACAUCGUUCGUACUUGGUUUGACGGCACUAUAUAUAAUCUUAUUGGUCACGUAAGGAGCCUUCUCAGGGAGCCCGCGCUGAGAGGAGUGCAGACCAUUGUGCUGGUUGGUGGUUUCGGAGAGAGCACGUACGUCCAGGAGAGGCUGAGGGCUGAGAUCCCAGACAAACGUAUGAUUUUUCCUCCUGAGGCGGGUCUCGCUGUGCUGAAAGGAGCCGUCAGGUUCGGACACAACCCAGCGAUCAUUGCAUCAAGGGUUAUGAAAUACACGUACGGAGUUCAUGUGAAUAUGCUUUAUGAUGAGAAAAUUCAUAGUGAAGACAAAAAAUACUUAAGUAAAGACGGGAGUUGGCGUGUCCAUAAUUGCUUCUUUGUGUACGUUCGUGUGAAUGAGGAGAUUCCCGUUGACCACCAAAUAACCCAGGGAUACACCCCUACAUCGUAUAUCUCAACCUCACCCAUUUAUCGAACGCGAGCAAAGAACCCCGUGUACGUGACCGACCCCGGCUGUGAGCUGCUCGGGAAGCUGGUGACAGAGUUGCCCAGGGAUAUCCCUCUCUCUGAACUUGCUAACGAUACAACAUUCAUGUUUGGCGGAACGGAGCUUUUGGUGAAAAAACGUGUGAUAAAAACGGGGCAGGAGGAGAUAUUGAAACUUGACUGUUUGAAAUAAGCUACGACUGACCCGAAGAACCUGUUAUGUGUAACUGAAGAACACAAUG
Mya arenaria is the source of this 1781-nucleotide messenger RNA. Its product is annotated as heat shock 70 kDa protein 12A-like. The transcript is spliced from 4 exons. The coding region runs from base 17 to 1732 and encodes 571 amino acids. Gene Ontology annotation, molecular function: ATP-dependent protein folding chaperone; ATP binding. The record is from RefSeq and is a predicted model, not a curated record. Lineage: Eukaryota; Metazoa; Mollusca; Bivalvia; Myida; Myidae.